AUGUACCUUCCAGCAGCUUUAUUCGCUUAUCGAUCAAUCAAACAGGCUACAACGAAACAUUCACCCUUCUUUUUAUUAUAUGGAUAUGAACCUAAAACACCAUUUGACUUGGAUCAUUACGUGUAUGAGAAAAAUUCGCCAAAGUUUGAGGCAAUAUUAAGGCACAGAACUGCCAAUCAAAUACAUAACCUGAAUAAGUCAAGAGAACAAGCUCAUAAAUCAAUCAACCAAAUACAAGCUACUCAAAAGAAGAUGAUAGAAAAGAAACUUCUCGAUGAGCGAAAGGAACUAAAGCCAUCAUUCAAACUUGGAGAUGUGGUAUUACUUUACAAAGAUUACUUAUCAACAUCAUGGUCGGCAAAAUUACGAGACCGAUGGGAAGGUCCAUUCAUCAUACAUCAAGUUCUAGGCAAAGGAACGUACCAUAUAAAAAAUUACGACACGCAAGAUACUAAAUUAAGAAGAAUCCAUGGUAAUCGCUUGAAACCUUAUAUGAUUCCAAAAAUAAACUGGACUGAAGAACACGAGAGAACUAUCCCAACAAUUUUGGAUUCUGAAACGCAGGAAUUACUUCAAUGA
This is a messenger RNA of Rhizopus microsporus ATCC 52813, 579 nucleotides long. RefSeq lists its product as uncharacterized. Bases 1 to 579 code for a protein of 192 amino acids. Gene Ontology annotation, molecular function: nucleic acid binding. The record is from RefSeq and is a predicted model, not a curated record. The transcript has a single exon. NCBI's taxonomy places the organism in Eukaryota, Fungi, Mucoromycota, Mucoromycetes, Mucorales, Rhizopodaceae.